Molecule: messenger RNA, 1391 nt
Organism: Hibiscus syriacus
Lineage: Eukaryota; Viridiplantae; Streptophyta; Magnoliopsida; Malvales; Malvaceae
Product: polyubiquitin
Exons: 2
Coding region: 110-1255 (381 amino acids)
Biological process (GO): modification-dependent protein catabolic process; protein ubiquitination
Cellular component (GO): cytoplasm; nucleus
Molecular function (GO): ubiquitin protein ligase binding; protein tag activity
Source: RefSeq, a predicted model, not a curated record
UCAUUUCAUUUGUCGAAUUGGGCUAUAAAUCAAGGGCGAUCGGGUGUGAUAAUUCCCAUCCCAACAUCGAAAUCGACCUGAAUUUCAAUUUCUUCUUCAAAUUUUCAAGAUGCAAAUCUUCGUCAAGACCCUUACUGGCAAGACCAUCACCCUUGAGGUGGAAAGCUCCGACACCAUUGAUAACGUCAAGGCCAAGAUCCAGGACAAGGAAGGAAUCCCACCAGACCAACAGAGGCUUAUCUUCGCUGGAAAACAGCUGGAGGAUGGCCGUACCCUUGCAGACUACAACAUUCAGAAGGAGUCCACCCUCCACUUGGUCCUUCGUUUGAGGGGUGGUAUGCAAAUCUUUGUUAAGACCCUUACUGGCAAGACCAUCACCCUCGAGGUGGAAAGCUCCGACACCAUUGAUAACGUUAAGGCCAAGAUUCAAGACAAGGAAGGGAUCCCCCCAGACCAGCAGAGAUUGAUCUUUGCCGGUAAACAACUCGAGGAUGGCCGCACCUUGGCUGACUACAACAUCCAAAAGGAAUCCACCCUUCACUUGGUGCUCCGUCUCCGCGGUGGUAUGCAAAUCUUUGUGAAGACACUCACUGGGAAGACCAUCACCUUGGAGGUUGAGAGCUCGGACACUAUUGACAAUGUCAAGGCUAAAAUUCAAGAUAAGGAGGGUAUCCCCCCAGACCAGCAGAGAUUGAUAUUUGCCGGUAAACAACUCGAGGAUGGCCGCACCUUGGCUGACUACAACAUCCAAAAGGAAUCCACCCUUCACUUGGUGCUCCGUCUCCGUGGUGGUAUGCAAAUCUUUGUGAAGACACUCACUGGGAAGACCAUCACCUUGGAGGUUGAGAGCUCGGACACUAUUGACAAUGUCAAGGCUAAAAUUCAAGAUAAGGAGGGUAUCCCCCCAGACCAGCAGAGGUUGAUAUUUGCCGGUAAACAACUCGAGGAUGGCCGCACCUUGGCUGACUACAACAUCCAGAAAGAGUCGACCCUUCACUUGGUGCUUCGUCUCCGUGGUGGUAUGCAGAUUUUUGUGAAGACACUGACUGGGAAGACCAUCACCUUGGAGGUUGAGAGCUCGGACACCAUUGAUAAUGUCAAGGCUAAGAUCCAGGAUAAGGAAGGUAUCCCUCCGGACCAGCAGAGGCUGAUCUUUGCAGGGAAGCAGCUGGAGGAUGGCAGGACUCUUGCGGACUACAACAUCCAGAAGGAAUCCACUCUCCACCUAGUCCUCCGCCUUCGUGGUGGUUUCUGAGUGAUGAUCAUUUGAAGAAGUGUGAUUGCUGAUUGGGAUCUAGCAUUAUGUUUAUGGUUUUUAUGCUUUGUGUGGGCUUGCUGUGAUGCAGUGGCUAAUUACUAAAAAUAAAUUAUAAGAACUUUUAUAGUUUGUU